AUGAGCAGGAUAGCAGUGAUGAGUGGCAAGGGAGGAGUGGGAAAGAGCUCCGUCUCCAUAAUGCUAAGCACGGUGCUGUCUGAAAAGGGAAGGACAUUGCUACUGGACUUCGAUCUGUGUGGGCCAAGCAUAGCUAGUGGGUUUGGAGCCAAGGAAAAUGUCUAUAAGGGAGAGAAAGGGCUUGUUCCGAUCAGAGUGUCGAAAAACCUGUAUAUUCUUUCGAUGGCGCUGCUUAUGAAGGACAGCGACUCUGUGAUAUGGAGAGGGCCAAAGAAGAUGUCUGUCCUAUCGAUGUUCUAUGAAUCCAUUGACGGCUUUGACAAUGUGGUGUUUGAUAUGCCACCGGGGAUAUCUGAGGAGCAUGGGUUUUUAAUUGGGAAAGACGUUGGAGCUCUGAUCAUCACCACCCCACAGAAUGUUUCCCUCGGCGAUUCCUCAAAGGCGAUUGACUUCUGUGCCUCAAACGGGAUCAGGAUUCUCGGGCUUGUUGAGAACAUGAGUGGAUACUGUUGUGAAUGCUGCGGAAGCUCUGUCAAUAUAUUUGGAUCGAAGGGAGGAGAAAGACUUGCCGAAGAAACGGGGAUUCCCUUUGUGUGCAGACUCCCGAUUGACUCCUUACUAUGUGAGGCAUUGGACGAGGGAAGGUUUGUUGAAAGAUGUGGGUCAAUAGAGGCCUACAUGAAGUUCAGAAAGGCGGUUCUUGGGCUGGCAGACAUUUGA
Molecule: messenger RNA, 720 nt
Organism: Encephalitozoon cuniculi GB-M1
Lineage: Eukaryota; Fungi; Microsporidia; Unikaryonidae
Exons: 1
Coding region: 1-720 (239 amino acids)
Biological process (GO): iron-sulfur cluster assembly
Cellular component (GO): cytosol
Molecular function (GO): iron-sulfur cluster binding; ATP-dependent FeS chaperone activity; ATP binding
Source: RefSeq, marked provisional